Molecule: messenger RNA, 6052 nt
Organism: Phasianus colchicus (ring-necked pheasant)
Lineage: Eukaryota; Metazoa; Chordata; Aves; Galliformes; Phasianidae
Gene: UPF2
Product: UPF2 regulator of nonsense mediated mRNA decay
Biological process (GO): nuclear-transcribed mRNA catabolic process, nonsense-mediated decay
Cellular component (GO): cytoplasm; exon-exon junction complex
Molecular function (GO): RNA binding; protein binding
Source: RefSeq, a predicted model, not a curated record
AGGAAGGGCUGGGUGCGGAGCUGUUGAGUGCGGCGGCGGCUCCUUCAGGCUUGUGGGAAGGCGGCUGGAGGGCCUGCGUGCGCGGUUAGGAGCGGCCCGGAGGGAGGGGAGGGUCGUUAGCUGAGAAGUGCUUGGCUCCUUAUCUCUACCUUCAGGCCUCAGAGGAAGGGGUGUUCCUGCAGCUCUGACAGCUCUGAGGCGUGGAAUCGAAAGUAAAACUGCCCGCCUGGCUCUGCAGUCCUGUCGUAUCGCUCCCCUUUCCCCCCGCCCCGCCGUUCUGUGGCUCUGAUUUCCUGUAGAGCUCCACAUCUCGUUUGUCAGAAACUUGUGGUGCCUAGGCUGAUUUUUCUCUGACGAGCCAUCGUGUUUUCGUAUGUCCCUAACUUAAAGUUAAGAGAAACUUUAAUUGCAAUUCACGUUCCCCGAGACUUUUGAUUUUUUUUUUUUUUUUUGGUGAUGUGCUUUUUGAUGAAGUUUGUCUUUUGCUCUUUGAGUUUUCCAAAGUGUCAGAAGUGGGACUUCCUGUCUUUGUUCUUCAUUUCCCUUACCUAACAAAGCACCUGCAUAAAGGACUGCUGAUGUGACCAAUUGAAAUUGUAGUACCAAUAUGCAAAAUAUGUGAGGUAAAUCACUGUAGUUAAUUAGUAAAGUUGUAAAGUUUGUGCGUUCUCCCUCCCAGCCAAAGCUGUGUUUGUAAGGAUUGAGAUUCUGGUACUGCAGUCUGUAACAACAGAGCUUUAUUGAUUUGUGAGUAUUUAGCAUAUCAGGCCAAGGUGGUGAUGUUUAUCUUUCUGUUCUGAAUGGUGGCUAGAUUAGUGAUGCUGAAUAACUUCUAUUAAUCUUUUAUUUCCUUUAGAUUAAGUAUUUACAUAGAUGCUUCGCCAUAAAUGUUACCUUUGUAUUUCAAGGACUUUUUUUUAAAGUAAAGUUUCUGAGCCUGGAGUAUUGUGAACCCCAUUCCAUAAAUGUCUCAAAUACUGAAGUUAGUAUGAAAAAAAAAAACUAAGUAGAAAUUCAGCUACGAUUUUAAAAGAGAAAAUUAAAAUGAGUUAAGGUGGUUUAAGUAGUGAAAGAGUUCAAUGGUAUUCUCUGGGAAAAGCAGCACCUUUAAGUGUUGGAAAUAAGAAGAGUUUCAGAGAGUUCAGAUAUCAUUUUGGAAAUAUAUUGCUGAAAGACCAAAAGCUUAUGGACCCAUUGUCUCCCGUGUGUCUUGUCCUUUCUGAUUGCCAGCAACGAGCACUAAUUCCUUCUGUCAGCUUAUGAAGCUCUUGUCAUUAUCUGCCUUUCCACUAGUGCAUUCACGUAAGCAUUAGAUACAAAAUAGAAGUUCUGUUAAUGUGUAUCUUAAUGCUUCCUUACCAUUCUGUUUACCUGGACCCUACCUUGCAACCUAACUUCAUGUGGGAACGAGACCAAGGCAGGCCUUCUCUACCUGUUACCAUUUUUCUCCAUUUCCCAUUUUUAGUGAACCAGUUUCAUCCAAUUUAGAUGUUUUGAAGAUAUAAAACUGUCUACAGAUCUUAUAAUAACCAGUAGCUGAGGGGGAAAAAAAGACUGAAACUAACCUUCUCAGGAGAGAAUGGCUAUAUAGCAUAUGCUCUGUGGGCACUUCUGUUCUGCUUGUGUUGUUGGCUGGCCCAUGCAAGCUGACCAGUGAAUCAGUCUGUGUAAAGGUGGAAGCCACCACGCUUUGCUGCCUCCUUUAAUAAAUUGGUGGUAGGGCAUAAAUGAGCUGCCAGUACAAAUAUGGUAGAUAGUGAGCAGUGUUGUAUCUCCUGUGCCAUAGGUCAGUAAUCUGUUAUAAACUAAUUGUUUGGCACUGGGUUUACAGGGUGUGGGGGUGUGGAAAGUAGAUAAUUUUGCCUUGAGAAAUCAUAGUGUUCCAUCCCUUUUAUCACAUCUUUUUGUCUUACUUUUAUACAAGCAAACUGGAUCUUUAUUGUGAGUAACUUUCCUGGUGGGAAAAUGUUUUAAUAUAAUUACUGGGGAGUCUUCGUGCAAUGUGGCACCAGAUGUAAUCUUGCUUGUAAUAUGUUACAGCAAUGUUUAAGUACUGAAAACCUCCCUUCCUCCCACUUUUUUUCAGUGGUGAUAAAGGCAGCUAAACUGCUGUUUGCAACUAUUGGAACUAACAGCAUGGAUUCACAGUGCAAAAAGAUUAAUGGACUUAACACUGCUGAAUGUGAAAUGAGUGCAGGACUCCCACCUCCCAGAUGAGUCUACUUGCCUGGGUAAGACAAUGCCAGCUGAGCGCAAAAAGUCAGCAAAUAUGGAUGAAAAAGAAUCUCUGCUAAAUAAUAAAGAAAAAGAAUUUGUUGAAAGGCGACCGGUGAGCACCAGGGAGAAGCCAAAAGAUGAUGUCAAAGUUGGGGUAAAGAGAGAGACUGUAAAGAUUCCUGAAGAUAAAAAGAAAAAACUGGAUGAGGAUAAAAGAAAAAAAGAAGACAAAGAGAGGAAGAAAAAGGAAGAGGAUAAAGUGAAGGCAGAAGAAGAGCAAAAGAAGAAAGAAGAGGAAGAAAAAAAGAAACAUGAAGAGGAAGAGAAAAAGAAACAAGAGGAGGAAGUUAAACGUCAACAAGAAGAAGCAGCUGCUCAGCUGAAAGAAAAAGAGGAAGCACACCAGUUGCAUCAGGAGGCUUGGGAGCGCCAUCAGGCAAGGAAGGAGCUUCGCAGCAAAAACCAGAAUGCACCAGACAAUCGCCCUGAGGAAAACUUCUUCAGCAGAUUAGACUCCAGUCUGAAGAAGAACACAGCUUUUGUUAAGAAGCUAAAAACCAUUACAGAGCAACAAAGGGACUCCUUGUCCCACGAUUUUAAUAGCCUGAAUUUAAGCAAAUACAUUGCAGAAGCAGUAGCUUCUAUUGUGGAAGCCAAACUGAAAAUAUCAGAUGUGAACUGCGCUGUGCACUUGUGUUCUCUCUUUCACCAGCGCUAUGCUGAUUUUGCCCCUUCAUUGCUUCAGGCUUGGAAAAAGCAUUUUGAAGCAAGGAAAGAAGAGAAGACUCCCAACAUUACAAAGCUAAGAACUGAUCUGCGUUUCAUUGCAGAAUUGACUAUAGUUGGGAUUUUCACUGACAAGGAAGGUUUGUCUUUAAUCUAUGAGCAACUUAAAAAUAUUAUUAACGCUGAUCGAGAAUCCCACACUCAUGUUUCUGUGGUGAUCAGCUUUUGUCGGCACUGUGGAGAUGACAUUGCUGGUUUGGUACCAAGGAAAGUAAAAACUGUUGCAGAGAAGUUUAACUUGAGCUUUCCUCCUAGUGAGAUAAUUAGUCCAGAGAAACAACAGCCCUUCCAGAAUUUAUUGAAGGAAUACUUUACGUCUUUGACCAAACACCUGAAAAGGGACCACAGGGAGCUACAAAAUAUUGAAAGACAAAACAGGCGCAUUCUUCACUCCAAGGGUGAACUGAGUGAAGAUCGACAUAAGCAAUAUGAGGAAUUUGCGAUGUCUUAUCAGAAACUGUUGGCAAAUUCUCAGUCUCUAGCUGAUAUCCUGGAUGAAAAUAUGCCUGACCUUCCCCAGGACAAACCAACACCUGAGGAACAUGGACCUGGCAUUGAUAUUUUCACACCAGGAAAGCCUGGAGAAUAUGACCUGGAAGGGGGUAUCUGGGAAGAUGAGGAUGCUAGAAACUUCUAUGAGAAUCUCAUUGACUUGAAGGCUUUUGUGCCAGCAAUUUUGUUUAAAGAUAAUGAAAAGUGUUCUCAAAGUAAGGAUUCCAGCAAAGAUGAAUCAAGAGAUUCAAAAGAUACCAAAGAUAAUAAGGAAGCAGCUACUGGGAGUGAGGAUUUGGAGUUGGAGCUGGAGAACCUGGAUAUUAAUGAUGACCCACUGGAACUGGACUGUGGAGAUGAAGCUGAAGAUCUUACAAAAAAGCUUCUUGAUGAACAAGAACAAGAGGAUGAAGAAGCCAGUACUGGAUCUCAUUUAAAACUUAUAGUUGAUGCUUUUCUUCAGCAGCUUCCAAAUUGUGUGAACAGAGACCUCAUAGACAAGGCAGCCAUGGAUUUUUGCAUGAAUAUGAAUACAAAAGCUAACAGAAGAAAACUAGUACGAGCACUUUUCAUAGUUCCUAGGCAAAGGUUGGAUUUGCUACCAUUUUAUGCAAGGCUGGUUGCCACAUUGCAUCCCUGUAUGUCUGAUGUAGCAGAGGAUCUUUGCUCCAUGCUGAAAGGAGAUUUCAGAUUUCAUGUAAGAAAAAAGGACCAGAUCAACAUUGAAACAAAGAAUAAAACUGUGAGGUUUAUUGGUGAGCUUACCAAGUUUAAGAUGUUCUCCAAAAAUGAUACUCUUCACUGUUUAAAGAUGCUUCUGUCGGACUUUUCUCAUCACCAUAUUGAAAUGGCAUGUACUCUUUUGGAAACCUGUGGAAGAUUUCUCUUUAGAUCACCAGAAUCUCACUUAAGAACCAGUGUUCUUUUGGAACAAAUGAUGAGAAAAAAACAAGCAAUGCAUCUUGAUGCACGCUACGUUACAAUGGUAGAGAACGCCUAUUAUUACUGUAAUCCCCCUCCAGCUGAAAAAACUGUGAAGAAGAAACGUCCUCCCUUACAGGAAUACAUUCGUAAGCUUCUUUACAAGGAUCUCUCAAAGGUCACCACAGAGAAGGUCCUGAGACAGAUGCGCAAACUGCCUUGGCAGGAUACAGAAGUAAAAGACUAUGUCAUAUGCUGCAUGAUCAACAUCUGGAAUGUGAAAUAUAAUAGCAUUCACUGUGUAGCCAACCUCUUAGCAGGGUUGGUCCUUUACCAGGAAGAUGUUGGAAUUCAUGUUGUGGAUGGAGUGCUGGAGGAUAUUCGUCUAGGAAUGGAGGUUAACCAGCCAAAGUUUAACCAGCGGCGGAUCAGCAGUGCCAAGUUUUUGGGGGAGCUUUACAACUACCGCAUGGUGGAAUCAGCUGUAAUAUUUCGAACUCUAUAUUCGUUCACAUCAUUUGGUGUGAACCCAGAUGGUAGUCCUAGUCCAUUGGAUCCUCCAGAGCAUCUUUUCAGAAUCAGACUUGUGUGUACAAUCCUUGAUACCUGUGGGCAAUAUUUUGACAGAGGAUCCAGCAAACGAAAACUUGAUUGCUUCCUUGUAUACUUUCAGCGGUAUGUUUGGUGGAAGAAAAGUCUGGAUGUCUGGACGAAAGACCACCCAUUUCCUAUAGACAUUGACUAUAUGAUUAGUGAUACACUGGAACUCCUCAGACCAAAGAUAAAGCUCUGCGGUUCUCUGGAAGAAGCUAUCAGACAGGUGCAAGACUUGGAACGAGAAUUCUUAAUAAAACUAGGUCUUGUGAAUGACAAAGAUUCCAAAGAUACCAUUACAGAAGGGGAGAAUCUGGAAGAGGAUGAAGAAGAAGAAGAAGGUGGAGCAGAAACAGAGGAACAAUCUGGAAAUGAAAGUGAAGUCAACGAGCCAGAAGAAGAGGAGGGCUCUGACAAUGAGGAGGAAGAAGGUGAAGAAGAGGAGGAAGAAAACACUGAUUAUCUUACAGAUUCUAAUAAAGAAAAUGAAACAGAUGAGGAAAAUACAGAAGUAAUGAUUAAAGGAGGAGGACUUAAACACGUCCCUUGUGCAGAAGAUGAGGACUUCAUUCAGGCAUUAGAUAAAAUGAUGUUGGAAAAUCUUCAGCAACGGAGUGGUGAAUCAGUUAAAGUGCAUCAGCUGGAUGUUGCUAUUCCUCUGCAUCUCAAAAGCCAACUGAAGAAGGGUCCCCCACUUGGAAGUGGGGAAGGAGAAUCAGAGUCUGGAGACACCAUGCCUUUUGUCAUGUUAACAAGAAAAGGCAACAAACAGCAAUUUAAGAUCUUAAAUGUACCGAUGUCUUCCCAACUUGCUGCAAACCACUGGAACCAACAGCAAGCUGAACAGGAGGAGAGAAUGCGGAUGAAAAAGCUCACUUUGGAUAUCAAUGAACGCCAAGAACAAGAAGACUACCAGGAAAUGUUGCAGUCUCUGGCACAGCGUCCAGCUCCAGCAAAUACAAAUCGUGAACGGCGGCCUCGUUACCAGCAUCCAAAGGGAGCACCUAAUGCAGAUCUAAUCUUUAAAACUGGUGGGAGGUAG